AUAUCCUACUCGUUCCCUUCAUAUUCAUAAUAUAUCCGUCAUCUUUAUCCUUCCGCAACACACUUUUCAAAGCAAAGACAAUAUUUUCCUCCUGCUCACCACUAUGUGCACGUUAGAAAAGACCGGCAAUAUCUUUUAUCUUACGCUUACAGGCGAUGGGGAGCAUCGGUUGAACCCUACUCUGAUUGCCAACCUCCGAUCAUCACUAUCGCAAGUGAAAUCCCAGGCCGUUAAAGGUUCCGUUCUGAUCACCAAAGCCGAAGGAAGAUUCUUCUCUAACGGCUUUGAUCUCAAAUAUGCUCAAGCAGGCGGCUCACCACAAGCUGCCAGAGAUCGGCUACUGAACAUGGUAGAUUUGUUUAAGCCAUUGGUUGCCGAUUUCAUGUGCUUACCAAUUCCAACGAUCGCUGCUGUCACCGGGCACGCUGCGGCGGCGGGAUUAUUGUUAGCUAUGAGUCAUGAUUACGUCACGAUGAGAUCGGAUAAAAGUGUGAUGUAUAUGAGUGAGUUGGAUAUAGGAAUGACUUUGCCGGAUUAUUUUACGGCGAUGAUAAGGAGUAAGGUGGGAUCGGGAGGUGGACGGAGGAACUUGGUGUUGAAAGCGGCGAAGAUUAGGGCGGAGGAAGCGGUGAUGAUGGGAUUGGUGGAUUCAGCGCAUCCUACGACGGAGGAGACGGUGGAUGCGGCGUUGACAAUAGCGGAGGCGUUAGGGAAGAAGCGGUGGGAUGGCAAAGCGUAUGCAGAGAUUAGGAAAUCGUUGGUUCCGGAAUUAUGUGCGCUUUUAGGGUUGAAAGACGUUGCUGUCAUGCCUUCACGCCUUGCAAAAGCGUUUUGGUUGAGACUUCUUGUUGAAGGCUUCGUGUGGGAGUCAUAUAUGGAAGAUUCUUUUUCCCUUAUCUUCAAAGUUGGAAUUGUUUACAAUUGUGGACAAACUUACCUCUUUCUUACGAUUGGAAAGAAAGAACAAAGGCCUUUGUUUAGUAAAACAACGCUUUCUAGACUUGAAGUUUCGUGGUUUUGGCUGGCGACUUUGCUAAUAAUGUCAUUUGGUGUACCAACUAGUCGUCCUAGUGGCAAUAGAUCCUGAGCAUGGACCCAAUAUGCUAAACUUCAAUUUUUAAAAUUAUUAUUAAAGCAGUGAAAUAAAUUGUCAUUAGUCAAUAGUUUUAAAUAAUUUAAGUUUUAAUUAU
Capsicum annuum is the source of this 1190-nucleotide messenger RNA. Its product is annotated as enoyl-CoA delta isomerase 2, peroxisomal. NCBI's taxonomy places the organism in Eukaryota, Viridiplantae, Streptophyta, Magnoliopsida, Solanales, Solanaceae. Gene Ontology annotation, cellular component: peroxisome. The transcript has 2 exons. Bases 104 to 1087 code for a protein of 327 amino acids. Gene Ontology annotation, biological process: fatty acid beta-oxidation. Gene Ontology annotation, molecular function: enoyl-CoA hydratase activity; delta(3)-delta(2)-enoyl-CoA isomerase activity. The record is from RefSeq and is a predicted model, not a curated record.